Molecule: messenger RNA, 2361 nt
Organism: Lathyrus sativus (Indian pea)
Lineage: Eukaryota; Viridiplantae; Streptophyta; Magnoliopsida; Fabales; Fabaceae
Source: the annotation of a GenBank genome assembly
AUGGGUAGUUCUGGAGAAUCGAACAUCAAUGGAAUAAAUGCUUCUGUUGGUGGUUUGGUUUGGGUCCGACGCAGAAACGGGUCUUGGUGGCCAGGUCGGAUAAUGAGUCUUGAUGAAUUGUCUGAGGGUUGUUUGGUUUCUCCGAGAUCGGGUACUCCGGUUAAGCUCUUAGGUCGUGAUGAUGCUAGUGUGGAUUGGUAUAAUCUUGAAAAAUCAAAGCGAGUAAAAGCUUUUCGUUGUGGUGAGUACGAUGAAUGCAUUGAGAAGGCAAAGGCUUCUGCUGCUGGUUUAGGCAGAAAGGCAGUGAAGUAUGCUCGCAGAGAAGAUGCUAUUCUGCAUGCUCUUGAGCUAGAGAGUGCUCACCUGGAUAAGGUACCUUUACCGCUAUGCUCCGGAUCAGAUAAAUCUGGUAGUGGACAUGGUGAAUCAGCUGAAGAAUUACCCGUGAUCUCUAAUUCUGGUAAUGGCAAUGAGGACGUGAUUGAUGAUUUGAGCGACUCUGAAGACAAUUCUAAUUCAGCUCCAGAAUUGUCACAAUCUGGUAUAUCGUUUGAAGAACCUAAUCAUAAUGGUUCUUUAAAGAUUCAAUCUAUGCAGGGAAGGAGAAGAAGAACACCUAAUGAUUCAGAAGACGAUGGAACUGAAGGAGUGAAGCGAAUGAGAGGGCUCGAGGAUCUUGGUAUCGGCAUAGUGUCAAAGAGAAAGGUCCAGGGUUCAGUUCCAACUGAUAUAGCUCAGCAUGUUAGUGCUUCCUUUAACAAUUCAAUCACAGGGAACGGCUUGGCCAAUGGAACUUCUGUAAAUGGUGGUAAGGGUUAUUCUUCUCUGAAAAGGAAGAGAUCACAAGUUUCAAAUGUUCACGAAUUCUUGAAAAGAAAGAAUCGACGCCGGCCUUUGACUAAGGUUUUAGAAAGUACUGCAAUGCUAUCAAUUCCUGUAACUUGUGAACAGUUUCCUAGUUCAAGCAAUUCUCCACUACACGGGAUAACUAACGGGAAGGUUUCAGGAUUUGAUUCUACCUAUUCAAAGAAAAGUUCUGCAAUGGAAAUUCACAAUGCAGAUAGUGCUGCUGAGGCUGCUUGUGAGAAUGGGACUUCAUUUAUUAUUCAUGACCAUGGUAGUGAUUUUUCCAACGCUGAUCUCAAGGAAAAAGAGAACGAGACUUCUGAAGUACCAGCGCUAGCUGGCAAGGAUUCUGCUGUCGCAUUAUUUGAUGUACCAUUUGUUGGGGUUCUAGAGGAGGAGAAACCCACUCCAGGUUUGUCACCCACACUUGUUUCUUGCUCACAUGGCAUGCCUGAAGUAAAUGCAUUGGAGCAGCAAUCUUGUCAAGCUAGUGAAUCUGAAACUUUUCCAUUGAGAAAUGGUUGCAAGAAUGAAUCUGGUUCUACGAGUUCAGCUGCUGGUCACGAUAUUGUCGGCGAUAGAGCAGACAAAGAUAGUUCAAAGUGGCAGUCUAAAGGAAAGAGGAACUUAAGACAUACAAGUAAAAACAGAAAACAAGUCUCUAGAAAUUACGCGGGCAUGGAUGGCGAAUCCGGUGCUUAUUUAACCGGAACGGGGAACUCAGAUGGAUUCUGUCAAGGUGCCGGUCAGAAACAGAAAGUUGAUUGGAAUGGCACAGGUGUAUCCAAUGCUUCAUACAACUGUAAUUCUCAAAUCAAGUCCAAGCCUAUUGCUGAAGGUCAAGAAGCAGAAGGGUUUCGGGACCUGAGCAAGCAUAUCAGGGGUACAGCAGCAGAAGCGAAGCAGUUGCCAAACGGAUCUCUUGCACCUCAGAGAUCACUUCCUUAUCGCCAGUCGCGCUUUACCAUUAACUCGAGAUAUGAAAUGGCAGAUUUUCCUGGAAAAAGCUGCACUACGGAUGGGACAUUAUAUGAUGUUAAACUAGAAGUUAAAUCCAGCUACCGGCCGCAACACGUCCCUUUGGUUUCCCUUGUGAGUAAAGUGAAUAAUAAAGCAUUUAUCGGACACCCUUUGACAGUUGAGGUAUUGGAAGAAGGUCAUUGUGAUAAAAUGCUGAGCGGCAUCGGAGGUGACGAAGAAGAAGUUGGUGAUAUCUAUUGUGCAGUGAAGCCAAAACCAGUAACCAGAAGAAAACCUUCUAAGAAAUCGUCGCGUUUUUCGCGUAGGAAAUCUUCCAAGUCAAAGAAAUCCGGGCUGUUGAAUAAAAAAAUAAGGAAGCUGUCUUCAUUGACCGGUCACAGACAGUCAGAAGAAGAGAGAAAACCGGCCGUAGAUAAACUCAAAGGUCCUGUCAUUGCAUGUAUUCCUCUUACAGUAGUAUUCAGUAGGAUACACGAGGCAUUGAGCGGCCAGGCACGGUCGUCACAUCGUGCAGCAUCAGCAUCAAACCCAUGA